Molecule: messenger RNA, 1731 nt
Organism: Trypanosoma cruzi
Lineage: Eukaryota; Euglenozoa; Kinetoplastea; Trypanosomatida; Trypanosomatidae
Exons: 1
Coding region: 1-1731 (576 amino acids)
Molecular function (GO): metal ion binding
Source: RefSeq, a predicted model, not a curated record
AUGUGCACUCCAAAUGGCAAUGGGUUUUAUGGGGAUGCCAUGUAUCAGACACACUUUUGCAUCCGAAACAAGCAUGAAAAUGGCCUUAUUGGAGUUACGAAGUCACGUUUUUUUGGCUCAUAUGGGGAUUCCGAAUCAUGUAACUUGAUUGGGAAUUCCGUCUCGCUUCUGCCGUACGGCUAUAUGGGGUGCACAAACAACGGAGGCUCACCCACAUCUACCGCAAAUCAAGAUAUAUUACCUGCGACUUCCUUUCCCUUGGCUGUUAAUACUGCUUCUGUUAGUAUUGUUACCCCCACUGCUGUAAUACCACCAGCUUCCCAUGGUUCCACCAAUACAGUGGUUACUCCUUUGUCUCAGCGGCUUCAACGGCAGGCAGUUGUUGUGGUUAAACUGGCUGAUGGGCAGCCAAUCCCAUGCAUACCCGUCCAGCAAUUGGUUUUGGCGAGACCGGCUCCUUUAAAUCCUGCUUCACUGCUUACGAGCGAGGGUUUCCAAGGGAGCAAAAGCUGCAGCAGUGGUGUGAGCUCUCCGGCUGAAGGCGGUCCAAGGGGUGCUGGAGAAGGAGUUAUAUCCCCAUUAAAAUCAACGAGUUUUUUGGAUGAACAGGCAAUAAAUACUUCCCGGGCCACGGUUUUCUCGGUUAUGUCACCUGUCACACAUGUUUCUUCAAAGCCAUUGUCUUUUGCGUAUCAUCCGUCAGCGACACCAUUGGCUCAAAAUGGGAACAAUGUUUUGCAGCCAGAACCUGACAAUAUUAGAAAAAGUGAUUUUGACAGGAGAAAUCCAACACCCACCAACAACAAGGGUACGAUUAGUAUUAAAAGUCAGGGUGAUUUUGCUGGUGACGAGCUCCGCGUUGAUGUGUAUUCUUCUGACUUUAGCUGUAUUAUAUCUCUUUCACCUUCCGCAAUCUUUCACAAGCCACACCCUUCAUUGGGUGUUUCUCGAUUGGUUCUUUGUCGAAAAUAUUUCCCUGGUCGCUCUGAUAGCUGCUGGAAGGGUGCCAUGUGCAAAUUUGUGCAUGCCGAUACGACAGGUGCACCACGAUAUUCCAUUCAUGUUAACUACUCUUGGCGAAGCGCAGAAUGCUGCACUUACCCGCGUCUCCCAGCAGGCGAAAUGAUUCAUGUUUUGGCACCAAAUGGUCGACAACCGUUGGAGACUUUUCCGAGUGAACGCAUUCUGGUUACACGUGGUAGCAUCAACUGGAAAAGCCGUAUUGGACCACUUUCACGUUGCGCUCACUACUACUUCAACUGUCUUUGCAACCGGGGUGAAAAAUGCAACUUCAUUCACACAGUUUAUGUGGAUCUAAGUGUGGAGGGCGAAUUUAAGCGUGCCCCGGCCUCCAGAACUAUUCCACCGGCCAAAAAGCGGGCAUCACGGGCAAAAUUAUUUGCUUCAUCACGAUCCGAUGUGGCUGCUAAUGGUUGUGUCUCCGUGAGCAAGAAGAAACCAGUUUUGAUGCAACCAUCACGGGGGUACAACAAUAUCCUUUCUGAGGAUUUUUACAUAGAUGGCGACACGGUGCCAACCGCAAAUCAGAACCUUGACCUUGCAAUACCAAAACACGUUACGGACUCCUUUUCCCACACAUUAUUGUCCGUACGUGACGGCAGCGCGCGCAGCAGCACCAGUGGGGAGACGAGGCCGAUUGAAUGGACAUUUGUGGAUAAUUCGGAGGAUUUAAUUUUGUCAGAAGGGGAAUCAGCUUUCCAGGUCUCAUAA